GUCGUUUGGGUUCAUCUGUGUCAGAAGGCUAACCACCGAGGAAGCUAACUGAGGAGCUACUAAUAAAACUCUUUAAUCAACCUCUGGAGCUGCUUUAGUUGGCCAUAAGUGGAAUAUUUACCCAAAGGCUGAGUGCUUUUCUUUACUGUUGUAGAACUGCACCUCGUGUCCUGCUCCUCUGCACCUAAGGAGCCCCCCUAUGUUGGAGGGCUUCCCGGGGGGUUGUCACGGGAGGGCAGGCUCCAUCUUGAUAUAAAUGAUGUUCUCGCUGCUUGUGGCUGUGCUGUGACCUUGACAGCAAACUCCCACCAGACCCGCUCGGGGAUUAUCCACACAACUACCUUUACUGACUGCUGUGGCCAUCAAUCUCUUGGACUUUCCAAAGUUUGCUAACACCAUGUCACAUCCGAGGUAUAAUGCCUUUGCCCCUGGUAACCAGAUGUCCCCCGUGGGGCCAUACAGACCCUCUGGUGGACAAAUGGAGAGAGAUCCUCAAAGGGGACAGCCUCACUGUGGCUCUGGUUCCAGCUAUACCUCUUCUGGAUCUUCCUCCAGCAAUUGUGGGCCCCCUGGAAGACCUAUACCGUCCCUUCUGUCUUUGCCAGUGAAAUACAGACCUGAGAAGAUUGGGACAACAGUGGAUAAGGACAUGGAAAGACAUGUGGACCUGAAUAUCAGCAGAGCCAGGGAGCCAGCGAUGCAAUAUUCUGCCAGCCAGAGUCCCCAAUUUACUAAUGUUCAAAAGGACACAUUUUCUUCCUCUUUCACAGGGAAAAACUCCUUUUUGAUGUCUGCUCCAGCUCAAGUGGGAGCCCUAAAUAUGGACAGUGGUGGAAGCAAUCUGGACUGGUUACCAAUAUGCCAAACAUCAUCAAAGAGAGAGUUGCCAAAAGCGCACUCACCUGUCAUCUCAUCAAGCUUUCAAAGCAGUAGGAUCCAAACAACGGGAAGCCUGAGGGGUUAUGGUACAUCUUUUUUGGACAAACGUGGGACUCCUCAGGAGACCAUUCAGCCCAGUUACACUUCAGAAUUUGCCACAAAGAUCUUGCUGCAGUUUGGACUUUACAGAGAAGACUUGGAUCAACUGUCCUCCUAUCCGGAAGACCAGCUGACUCCCCAGAACCUUCCUUUCAUCCUAAGGCAAAUUCAUCUGGAGAAGGUAAAGAGAACUUCAAAUCCCUACGAUGAAUCUCAAACUAUCGGAAGUAUGGGAGAAUUGGACAUGCCGAUCACACCCAGGAGCUCAGUGCCGGAUCCAGAUGAAGUGACUUCCCAAGUUUUUUCAUCAAGUAAAGUGAUCGAUUAUGGACAUACUUCAAAAUCCAAGUUGUCCUCUUUUGGAUCAUUGAAUAAGGACCGUGGUUUUGGAAAACUCAAGUCCAAUGCCCCCAAAACUAAUCCAUUAAAGAAAUCAGCACCAGCUCACCAGAAACCCUCCAAAACCCAGCCGUCCAAACCAUCCUCUAAUUUGAUGCGUGGAGUACACCCUGGACGUCCUGGUCUCGUGCUUAUCGGCAGUAAUGCUGAGACUGACAACAGCGAUUGGAGAAGAAGUGGAGAGCAGUCUUCAAAUAACCCUAAAAUGAGGGAUAAGAAAAAGAUCAGCCCUCAACAAAAGCAGCAACUCCAGAGGCAUCAGCAGCUACGAGAACCUAGCCAGAGGGAUGCCGUGACUUGUUCAGGGUCGUCUAAGAAGCUACCAACAUGGGCCAUGAUGCAAGACUACGCUGGAGCAACACCAAGAGUAUUCCCUUAUACCUGUUGUCUUUGUAUGAAAGAAUGUACCAGUAUGAAGGACUGGCAGUACCACUGGAACACUGGCGUUCAUCUUGAUAACUGCAUAAAGCUAAGGCAACGAUACCCUUUGUGGGAUGGGCAGACUCCAGAGUUCCCGAGUGGUCCAGGUAAAGAUACCCAGCCUGCCUCUUCAACCAGCCAGAAUUUGCAACACCGCCACCAGAGGUCCGUACAUGAAAAUCUGUCCCGUUCACUCAGCCCUCUCCGCCGAAAUGAGUCAGAGGACAGAAAGGAAAGACAGGACAGAAGAGACAGACGGCUUAGCCCUCAAAGGUCCCGUAGUCCACAUCCUCAUCGUGCCUUUGACAGUAGAAGAGAAAGACGCGAUAGCAGAUCACAGUCAUCACAGACCUCCAGACAAACUUUCAGGUCCCGUUCUCGGUCCUAUGAACGCCUCGUCUCGUCUCGUCACCGCUCGCGUUCAAGGAGUCAUGAGAGGAGGUCCCCUCCCAGUAGGAGGGAGGCCAAACGGUCCUCACCGAGGAGAAGUCACGAACACCGACCGUCUCCAAGGAGUAGCGAAGAGAGACGCUCGUCAACAAGACGGAACUAUGAAAGGCGGUCUUCUGGAGACGGAUCAGAACCUCACCAUAAGAGGUCCAGAAGCGCAGACAGACUGACUAAGAGGCUGCUGGAAGAAACGGCUGUCCACUCUCGGUCCACACAGUCGGACUUGGAGGCCAUGGUUAAAACUCUGGCCCCUGUCUUACUGGCUGAGCUGGCUAAUUUAAAAUCCUAUGCUGCCUUAUCUUCGUCCACGUCGAGGACAGAAAAUAAGUCAUCCUCCAACUCAACAAAAGCUUCCUCCAGCAGUCAAAGAACCAGGACAAGCUCUUCGAGUGGAUUCAACAAAGUGACACUCUCUGGCGUUUUGAAAUAUCUUUCCCACUCUGCCAUCCUUGAAGCCAUGGAGAAAAUCGGGAAAGUAAAAAAUUUGACAUUGUUCAGAUCCAGACUAGAGGCACGUGUGCGGUUUGAGAAAGAAGAAGAUGCAAGGAAACUGUUGUCUUAUGGGGGAUGCAAUAUAAAGGGGUAUACACUCAGUGUUUCUGGAGCAACGGGUAUUGCAUCUAACAAACCACUCCAAGGAAAAGAGCAGAAAAUGGCUCCAAAAAAAUUGUCUUUAAAAUCCACAUCCUCCAAAUCCCAAACCUCUCACACCAUAUCAAAAAGUACAGCAACAAGCAAACUUGUCACAAAAGCGAAAGUCUUGGUUUCCAAAGCGAAAAGCAUCUCCACCAAACAGUUACCUAAAACUGUCAAGAAAUCCACCUCAGCGGGGAAGAGCGCUGGCGUUAAAUCCAUCGGAGUGAAACAGGCAGCUUCGUUGGUCCCAAAAGCCACUACCGCUGGAAAGAAACCUGAAGCUAAUAAGAUAAAAACAGUAAAGAACACGAAACCUGUGAGGACAUUGCAGCAGUCAAAGACUACAUCAACUGCCAAGGCCCAAACCACCAUCAAAGAACUCCAGCAAAGUUCAGCGUCCAAUUCAGAGUCCAAAUCUGAUGCUGUGGAAAAGCAAAAACAACCGACAAAGAAAACUAAGACACUACAAGAUUCUGUGCUGAUGAAAAAGGAGAAGUCAUCAAUGGAUGAAAAUAAAGAGAGAAAGCUUUCCUCAGGACGAUUUAUUGAGCUCGACUUUAGCACUGGAGACUUUGUGACAGUUGAUGAGGUUAAUGAAGACAUGGUUGACAAAACUGAAAAUCGUUCCUUUUCAUCUAAGCCGACAUCCAAAGAGAAAGAGGCAAGGGGUUCUGCUGUGCAUACUGGUGUCAGAAAGACCUUGUCUUCCUAUUCUUCAUCCAAAUCUGCAAAAGGCAACCAAUCUGGUUCCACGUCUGCUGGUGUAAACCCAAACACAAAAAGCUCCUCAAAACUUAAGAAAUGUGUAACCAAUGCAACGGUUGAUAAAACUUCUCCUUCCUCCCCUUUUGUAAAGUCUGUAAAAACGCCAUCUUCCUCUGGUCAGAAAGCUCAGACAGUCAAGAAGAAGCCUCCUAGCAGAUCAUUGGGACCCUCAUCCUCAGUUGGGAAUAACUGUUCAUCAGCAACAGCCCAGAAGACAUCAAUAAAAAAUCAGCAAGGGCCUCAGAAGCAUAAAAAACCUGCAGAAAGUACAGUAACAAAGCCAGACCACAAGGGGUCACUAGAGAAAGUUGCUGCAAAUACUGUAGUUACCAAGUCUACUAGUGAUGCAUCAUCACAGAUGGAUAUAUCUGCAGAGGGACAGAUCUUACAGGGGAAUGUGGAGAAAGAUCUGAAAGAUGAAACCAUACAAGAGAUGAUUGAAAAGAAAGCAGAAGAAAAUGAAAAUGACACCAAUAGCAAAAACACAGAGGAGAAUGGUAGAGAUGUGAAAAAAGAAGUCCUAGGUUUCCUUCAUAAAGAGGCUGACGAACAGCAAAAUGGGGAGGAUCAAGAAAAAAACCCAGAAUCCCAAAUACCUCGACCAGAGCAGGACUGCACUGCUGUUGAAAUGGCUGAUACUGACAAAUUAGAUGAUUGCCAUGAAAUGGAAAUGGAUGUGUCUACCAAGCCGCAGGACAGUACACCUGUAGAGCAGGCAACUAUAGGAAACAAUAAUAGUAAACAAACCCCCGGUUCUGUCAGUGAAAAAAUGGAGCUGGAAAACAACGAGGAUGACCAAGGAAAAAAGACUAAAACCCAAAUACCUGAACCAGAGAAGGACCAGACCAUUCAUCAGUGUGGUCUUGAAGUUGUGGAAGGGGCUGAUAAAAUGGAAAUAGAUGUGUCUACCAAGCCGCAGGACAUUACAUCUGUAGAGCAGGCAACUACAGCUGAUGAUGGAGAUGAAGGUCCCACAGUGAUGCAGGUGUCUGAAAGGGAAGAGGCUAAAGAAAUCCACAGUCCUGAAGAAUCAUCAGUCAGUGUUACAUCUGAUAGAGAUAAAGAAACAAGUGAAGACACCAAUCCAACUCCAAAUAGUGGUGGUGAUGCAUCAACCCUAAAGCCAAAGGAAGGAAUCCUUUUAUCAGAGAAAGUGUGUGAAACCUCCGAAGAGGAUGGUCAGAUAUCUAAUGAAGACCAGCCUCUUGAAACCGGUGACAGCAAAGACACUUUAAAAGACCAGAAGCUUGUAGAUCCCACCGACGUACUGGCUAAAUCAGAGGACAAAUUCAAGGAAGAGGUUUAUCGAGCCAUAGACUCAUCUGAAGAUCCGCCAACAAAAGCCACUGUAGAAUCUGAACCUGAGAAGAAAGAAGGAACAGAGAAAGAAAGAACAACCAGAUCUGGAGAUUACAGAACAAGAGAGAGUCGCUCAAGGAGCAGAACAUCUAAAAGUGAGGAAAAAGACAAAACAACUAAGCAACUGGACAAGGCAACGAAGAAGCCUACAACGAAAACAAGCAAGACGAAAAAAGAGGAAAUGAGUGUUAAAGAUUUGGAGGAGCCGGUCUAUGAGGUUUUGGACUCUAUUGAAGAUGAUGCUGUUGAAGAGACCGCAACCAAUACAGGUCGGAGACGGUCAGCUAGAGGAAAGAAAACUGAUGAAAAGAUCUUAGCUCAGGUAGAAGAACCUAAAACAUCUGAGAAAGUAGAGGAAAUAUUCACAGUUUUAGACUCUGUGGAAGAUGAGAGACCCGAGGACAAAGCAGUGACAACAAGAUCUACUAGAGGAAGAAAAGAAAACGCAGCCAAGAAGGUGGAAGAAAAUGCCAAAACAAGGGACAAUAAGACCCCGAGAAGACGCACACCAGCCAGAGAUUCCAAGGAAAAAGAGACAGAGAAAUCUCCGAAAACAGAUGUUGGAGUUUCUUCGAAGGAAAGUACACCAGGGAAGGGAAGACUAGGGAAAGACAAUGAGACAAGUACAAAACAAACCAGUGAAGAAGAGCCACCAGCAUCCAGUUUGAAGAAAGAGAGUGACACGAAAGAUAAGAGUUUGCCAGCUUUGGAUGAAGCUGGUCACGAUGAGGCCAAGGAGGCAGAUGAAGUGGAAACCAUACAGAUGUCCAACCCUUCUAAACGCAAACACAGUGAUAACACAGCUGUCGAGGAGGAAAACCAGGAGCUUACUACCCCUGAUGCAAAGCGAACACAUUGUCAAUCUCCAUGUGUCUCCGCUGACCUCCAGCUGCCACCAUUCAAUCCUAAAAACCCUCUUGGUGAGGAAUUUGUGGUUCCCAAAUCUGGAUUUUUCUGUAACCUCUGCUCCAUGUUUUAUAUGAAUGAAAACUCCGCCAAGAAAAUCCACUGCAGCAGCCAGAAACACUACAACAACCUGGUGAAACAUUACCAGAAGCUCAAACAGGAAACUUCAGGAACAACAUCGCAAAGUAUCCAGGAUUAGCUCUGACUGAUCAACUACACCUAAUAUUUCUAUAAGAUAUGAAACCAGAGGUUUACCUUCUGCCAUGUUUUCAGACAUCUAUGUCAUGAUGGAAUCGAUUAGUGGAAAAGAGAUGUUUUGGAGAUCAUUUUUCUUAAUUUUUUAAGAUCUUAGAGAUGUUUGUUGCUCUUUAGUUUUAUAUGUCUGUAUUUAUCAAGACUUCCAGACUUUGUUAAUCCUGUUGUUUUAAUUUGAUUUAAUUCUUUAUUUUAUUCCUUGGUAUUCUUAAUUCUUUUCCUUAGCUUAUGCAUUACAUUUAUUUCUUCCUUACCCCUCCCAGUGUCUUUUUCUUUAUUCCUAAGGUUAUUUUUGCUUUAUAUUAUCCUUUCUUCUUCCACUGUCAUUGUCCUGCAUUUAUUCCCUCCUUUUUCCUUCUAUAUAACAUCCUUUAUUUCUCCUCCAUUGUUAACCACCUUGUCUUCCUUGUUCCUCUGCACUGCCUUGCGUGCUACCACUUGUAGCGUUCCUUGUUCAUUUCAUAAUUUCAGAGGUUCCAUGUUUAAAGUCUGCCAAUUCCAGAGAUAUCAACUGUAUAUUCAAGGAGAGAUUUAGUGUUCCACAUCUCCACCUGAAAUCAAAGGAUCAAGAACAUGAGGAGCUUGAGUUUUUAAAAGUCUGGAGGUUUAAAUGUGAAAGAUUUGCAAGAACCCUGAGUAGAGGUACCAAAGUCCAGCUAGUUUUAAUAUAUAAAUGAAAAAGCUGAACAAAAGAUAUAUGAUAGGUUCAUCUUAGGAAAGUAGUGAAAACAACUUUUCCACUUAAAAUUUUCCUCUAGUUUACCUUAUAUUACUGUUUUCACUUUGUUUUUGUUCUACUUUUAGACUAGAUUAUUUAUGUAAUCUGAUUAUAAAAAGUUUAAUGAUCAGUUGAGGUUAGUAUUAUGUUUUAUCUGGUGUACAUGGAUACAUUAAAAAAGGAUUUUC
This is a messenger RNA of Cyprinodon variegatus (sheepshead minnow), 7074 nucleotides long. Its product is annotated as zinc finger protein 638-like. The record is from RefSeq and is a predicted model, not a curated record. The transcript has 17 exons. Gene Ontology annotation, molecular function: zinc ion binding; RNA binding. Gene Ontology annotation, cellular component: nucleus. The coding region runs from base 398 to 6112 and encodes 1904 amino acids. NCBI's taxonomy places the organism in Eukaryota, Metazoa, Chordata, Actinopteri, Cyprinodontiformes, Cyprinodontidae.